Messenger RNA from Blepharisma stoltei, 2833 nucleotides. Lineage: Eukaryota; Ciliophora; Heterotrichea; Heterotrichida; Blepharismidae. The record is from the annotation of a GenBank genome assembly.
AUGGAUUUUUUAUCAAAAUUGUUUAGACGACCGUCAAGCUGCCAUAGCUGUGGCCAGCCUUUAGCUCAUAGAGACAAUUCAGGAAGGUGCAAUAAGUGUAGUAACUUUUAGCCAGAAAAUUAUUUUUGCUCACAAUGUUUAUUGAGUAUUAAGCAUAAACAAGUGUUUUUUACCUCUAUUGUGAGAAUCUGCAAUCCAUGCUCGCAUGACGAAAUCCACAGUAGUGAUCAAGAUUCACCUAACACUUCCAAGUCAAAAGAACUUAACUCCCCCCCUCGGUGAGUGAACAAAACCAUUAGAAAAAUCCCUAUUUUUUUGCCCAAAAACCCACCCUCCGUGAGUGAACAAAAACUUUUUUAAUAGAAAAAAUUUUUUAUGAAAAAAAAAUUGAUAUAUAAGUGAUAAUUAGUAUAACGAAAUCUAUAACUAAUUCUGUGUAAUUUUAAACAAACUGCGUUUUAAAACAAAAAAUUUUAUAAAUUAAAUUAAAAUUUGCUUCCCAAUUUUUGCAAAUUAGGAUUUUUUUAAAAUUUUCGAAAAAAUGUUUUUUCUAUAAAAUUUAUAUAUAGCUAGACAGGAUGACUGGAACGGGGCUUUUUUGGCUUGUCGGCAAGCCAAAAAGGCCCCGUUCCAGUCAUCCUAUCUAACUAUAUAAAUUUUUUUAAAAAAACAUUAACCCCCCUCCGUGAGUGAACAAAAUUUUUUUGUUCACUCACGUAGGGGGGAGUAAGCACGCUAAGGCUGAAGAUGAGAGAGAAAUCAAAUUUAUGUCUCCAAACAAGAAAGAAAUGCAGCUGCGAGGGAAAUCUGUAGAAGAUGAAGAAAUUCCGGCUAUUUUUGACAUUUCUUCAUCAAAACAGGUAAGUUCCAAUUAGUUUCUUCAAGAAGUUAAAAAUAGGGUGAAGCCUAUCAAACAAGAUCCUCUAGAAAUUUAUGAAAUAAAAUCAAGGCUAGGAGAAGGUGCAUCAGGAAUUGUAUACUUAUGUGUUAAUAAGGGCACUGAAAAAGACGUAGUCCUUAAAAGAUACAAACUUGAUAAUCCAGAGGAUAAAGAUAGAGUUCUCCAAGAGAUUUUCAUGAUGAUUGCAGCUGACCACCCAAAUAUAGUAAAAUUUAUAGAAUGCUAUGAAAAUUAGGAUUAGGAUUAUUAAAGUCAGGUGCUAGCCAUAUUGGCGACGCAGUCACCAAAGACCUCCCGUGCGGGAGGUUCAUCCACUUUUUGACUCCAGCCCAGAGGGUCUAUCCCUCUUGCGAGUACCCUUCCGGUACCUCUGUCUCCUCCUUGCCUUGUGGCUUCAGUCUUGAGUGGGCGGCUUAUGGAUUUCUGCGGCCCUGCUACGGAUUGGAGUAGCUUGAUUCCAAGGAUCCUUUAGUCUAUCGGGUGUCGAAGUGCCUUUCUUCGACAGCUACAGGAAAAAAGACUGUUCCCCUGUGGCCUGGGCCGAAAUCCCCAGUUUCUCGGUAGAGGAAUGCCCAUGGGUCAUCGGAUCCAAAGGACGUUGUUGAGCGCCUCCAUUUCUAACCACAGGAAAGCAGCCAAAACCUACCCGGAUACCUCUUGAACCUGCACUUGAUUCUCUGUCGGAGUCCUUCCCAGUUCGCCAUAGCCAUAAGGUCUGAACUGCUGCGCCAAGAGGACAGGUUGACACGUUCGCCAUUUUAAUGUUUGGAUGCUAUGAAGAUCUUAAUCUUAAUCUUAUAUAUGUUAUUGAGUAGCUCCCGGCCAGGACCGUAGGUCCUUUUCUUCCUCCUCUUGGUCGCCUCGCUUGCUUUCUUUGCCCUGCUCCCAGUGUACACCUAGGUGCCACAGGCUACCACUCGGCUCCUUCCGGUCAUGGGGCUUGGUCAUGAAAUUCCGGAAGUAGGCGGACUGGGUCACCAUGCUUCACGUCAUCGACUAGGGUUAGAACUAGGGAUUAACUCCCUAGCUCUUAUCGGCAUCUGCUGUGCCGUCCGAUUUGGGCACCAGCAGUCCCUAGAGGAAAACCCUUUUUUGCCCAUGUCCCGUCUAGACGAUCCGAAAAUCGUCAUUGCUGGACCGGGAGGGAAACCUAGCCGGACACAAAUACCAGUACCCAUACCAGACCUUUCCCUGAGUGGAUUGGCUUCAGGCCGCAUCAAGGUCCCCAGUCUCGCUACAGGUUCGGGAGGACGGGUGUGUCGUCGCCAUUUUAUUUGUGUAUGCUAUGAAGAUAAUGGGUAAUUUAUAUACAGAGAAAUAUGAGCUGUAUUAGAAGCUAUGAAAUGUAACUUGACAAACCUCAUUAAAGACAAAUGGGGAAUGAUGACUGAAAGGCAGAUGGCAUAUAUUUGUAAGGAAAUUUUAUUAGCUUUGAGGUGGCUGCAUAAGCAAAAUAGGAUUCAUAGAGAUAUAAAAUCCGACAAUAUAUUACUCUCUAUUAACGGAGAGAUAAAGUUAAGCGAUUUUGGGGUGUGCGCACAGAUUACAAAUGAAUCGUAUGAUAUGACAAUAGCAGGGACACCGUGCUGAAUGGCCCCAGAAUUAAUUUCAAGCAGCUACUAUGACCAAAAAGUUGAUAUUUGGUCUCUUGGCAUUGUGCUAUUUGAACUUGUAGAAGGAAAUCCUCCUUACUUCAACCAACCUCAAACAGAAAUAUUGCAAAGCAUCGCUAACAACCCUCCUCCGAAGCUCACUCAUCCAACCAAAUGAAGCUCGAGUUUCAAAGAUUUCAUACGAAUCUGCUUACAAAAAAACCCUGGUGAGAGAGCAUCAGCGGACACUUUGUUAAGACACCCUUUCUUGGAAAGGGUGGGAACAUUCGCAAGAGAUGAUUUCAAGGACUUCAUUGAUGAAUGGCUUAAUAUGAAUUAA